UUUUCUGGCACCUCACUUAUAUAAAGUGACUCAGCUGUUUAAGCUCCUCAUUGUCAUAAAACUAUAGGCUCGCUCAACCACUCCAAACGAUCUUGGUAAGAUCGCGGCAUGUGAUCACGUGAGUACAUGUCCGCUCAAUCUCCUGCAACUGAACCGAUUAUCACAUAACACUCUUUGGACCUGCUAGAAGUAGCAGUGCAAUACAUUCAUAAGCCAUUCGCGAUGGAGUCCCAACUCCUCACGCCGCUCAGCACCCUAGAAACAAGGCUAAACAAUCUGCUGAUGUCCAUAGUCUCUUCUCCAACCGCUGCGGGAGCGCCGGCAGCAGCCCUUUCACUCCUAGAGGCAGACGACGCGCUCUCAUGCGCCCUUAAAACGCUACACACGCACCAAUUGAAUUACGCUAAAAUCCUACGUUUGCGUGCGGAAGCACUCACGCUGGAGGAGCGCGUGCGCGACAUCGUCCGUGAAGUCGAGAACGUGGGGAAUGAAAUAUCCACUGCGUGCCAGGAGGGGGUUGGUGCAAGUGAUGAUGAUAGUAGUGUCUCGGACGUCAAGAUCGAGGCGGACGGGGAAAAGGAGAAGGAAGGGGAAGAUGUAGAUACGCAAAUGGGGGGCGUAUCGGCCGGGUCUCCUGUUGGGUUGAAGCGGGCAGGGAAUAGGAGAGGGAAGGAGACAAAGGAGAUUGACUACAAAUUACUUGUUAAUUUUGCCCGCAGAAUUAGUCGUUAUAACAGUGAUGCGGCCGCAGAUGUUAGCGCUAGCAGUCCCAUCAAAGCGACACCGCCACUGGGGGACACGGACGGUCAAGGGCAGCAAACAAAUGUCAUUGAAGAGAACGGGGGAGACGCAGAGCGAGUGGGUGCGGGAGGACAGCAGGGGGGAAAGGGCUUUGGAGUUGCAGCGCUGUCACAGGAGACAGUGUCCUGGCUUGACGAAACGGCGAACUGGUCACGCGACUUGUCACGGAUGGCAUUCCCAAGUGAAGAGCGGAUACGAAUGGGGUUGAUGGGCCAGUUACAGGCAAAGGCGAACGAAGGGGUAGAUGUGGAGAAGGAAAUUGAGCUCUUAAUUCGUACCUCAGAGGGCGUAGGUGUCGAUGGUGGUGGUGAAGCCAGCGCUGCGGCUGGCGGCCAGGGGACAUUGAUGGAUGAGGUGGUUGGGAUUGAAGGGGAACAGAUUGGACAUGGCCGGGCAAGCGGUGGCAUUAGCCGGGCGGAUACUGCUGUGGGAGGAGUACCAGCACCCAGGCCGAAACCGAAGGCUGUAUUGGAUUUGGAUUUAUAUGACCCCGAUGAGGACGAUUAAGGGCAGCUCACCUGAACUGAAGUUGCAUCGCGUGCACAAGUUUCAGCGAUCUUUGGAACUGGGUUAAAGUCAAUGAUAUUCGUUUGCAACCUAUAUGGUGAAUCGUAUAAUUCGAACUAACACACUUGCUUGUACUCCGUACAUUGUGCCUUUUUCGAUUUGUUUCUCUUCAAACCCAAGAUUCAGCAUUUCAUACAGAUGCCUUCAUUGCUAGAACGACUAAUUAAAACUCACAUGCGUGAUCACUAUCCUCAUAUACAAGUCAUUAUAUGGUCAUGAUAAAAUCCUUGCCCCUACAGGCUAUUAAAAAAAAAGAAGAACUUCAUAAGUAUUGGCUGCCCAAUAGAACCUGCCCCUCGGCCACGCCACAUGUCACAACUCACGUCAUUAGACAUUAGAAAAGGAAAUCACAAAACCAGGCAAGGGAAAAUAGCAGCGCGCAAUUACGAAGUAAAAUCACAUCUGAUGCACCUUCGAAUUAGCUGUGAUCUUCCUUAGCCGCUUCCCAUAGUAAUAAAACACGAUCCCCCAAGCGCAGAAGAAAGUCG
Messenger RNA from Blastomyces dermatitidis ER-3, 1856 nucleotides. RefSeq lists its product as uncharacterized. Bases 223 to 1308 code for a protein of 361 amino acids. Gene Ontology annotation, biological process: regulation of transcription by RNA polymerase II. Gene Ontology annotation, cellular component: core mediator complex; mediator complex. The record is from RefSeq and is a predicted model, not a curated record. NCBI's taxonomy places the organism in Eukaryota, Fungi, Ascomycota, Eurotiomycetes, Onygenales, Ajellomycetaceae. Gene Ontology annotation, molecular function: transcription coregulator activity. The transcript has a single exon.